This is a messenger RNA of Macrosteles quadrilineatus (aster leafhopper), 5499 nucleotides long. Its product is annotated as nuclear pore membrane glycoprotein 210-like. The transcript is spliced from 20 exons. Bases 213 to 5396 code for a protein of 1727 amino acids. Gene Ontology annotation, cellular component: nuclear pore. NCBI's taxonomy places the organism in Eukaryota, Metazoa, Arthropoda, Insecta, Hemiptera, Cicadellidae. The record is from RefSeq and is a predicted model, not a curated record.
UGAGUUCAUUGUUUUUAUUAAUGUAGGUACCCACCCUGUACCGUGUUAUUAAGUUGAUUAUCCAGAGGGUAAACAUUUUGAGGAAACUACAGUGAAAUGUUGGUGAAAUGAAAAUAUAGGUCAAGCUUAUCAAAGACAGCCUGAUUUAGGCAACUAAGAAGCAGAGACGCACAAACCUUAAAUAAUUCAACUAAUCUUGGAAUUAAUUCACUAUGGCGAGAUGCAAAUUUAGAGAUGUGUUGUGGUAUUCUUUAUUGUUAAUUAACAUAUCAUUUGCAGUAGAUGCCUCCAAAUUAAACGUUCCGAGGGUUCUAUUACCCUUAUUUAAUCAGUUUUCCACAAAUUUUACUUUGGAAGUAUCUGAGGACGGAUGUUACAAAUGGACUUCAUCAAGGCCCGACAUAGUCCAAGUAUCACCUCUCGAUGCAGACAUUGACAAUGGCUGCUCGGUCAAAGCGGUUGUGUCGGCAAUCACCAAAGAACCGACAAGAAACACCAUCAUUGUACUGGCCGAGGAAGUGAGGACGGGAUACGUGCUGCGUUGUGAUGUCAUCGUCGAUGUUAUCAAGUCUCUAAGUAUUGUAACAACGACUCGCGAACUCUUCAUGGAAGAAGCUCCGGAGAUGUUUGAAGUGCGUGCUUACGAUAAUCAAGGAAACCAGUUCACGACUUUGGAGGGAGUGGAGUUUCAGUGGUACAUUGAGAAUUUCCAGACUCCAGCUGCAAGUCAAGUCCUUCGGUUCAUCACGUUUAUUGACUCACCGUACGAAGUUCCACAUUCCGUGGCCAAAUUUGACUCUUUGGGGCAGCGAGGCAGCAUGGUGCUGAUAGAAGGGGUGAAAACCGGAGCGGCCAAGGUGUCAGUGCAGCUUCCCCAUGCAGAGUACAGUGAUGUGGCAAAAGUAGAAGUCGUGUUGACCGUAGUGGCCAACCUGCUUCUAGACCCCCCAGACACUCAUAUUUUGGUUGGCGACACUGUCAAGUUUCGGCUCUUGCAGAUGCAGAAUGGCAGACUGGACGAGAUAUCGCUACCGUCUCCGCAGUAUGUACUGGAUGUAGAGGAUAGUGAUGUGAUCGUGAUUGACGCUUCGGUGUCUGUUGUGAGAGGUCUGCGUCUUGGACAAACUAGAGUGGUGUUGCGCGAUAGACACAGGGUACUGGAUGGGGAAACAGGUGUAGUCAAGCUACCUACAGCUACUGUUGUUGUAACAGAACCUGCUCAUUUACGUCUUGCACUGCAGCCACAUAACAACUGGGCUGUGUUAGUGGACGAGCCUUGCACCAUUCAAGUUCUGCUGUACGACAGGAACAACCACAAGAUCCACAUCGGAGACUCUGUCUACAUUCGGACAGAAGUCUCGGAGAGUUACUUCCGCACAACCGACAUGACCCGGAAUGGUACCGUGGUGGACGGUGUCACUGUUAAAGUCGGCACUGCACCAGUCACUGCUACUCUAGAGACGGUCCGUACUAUCGGCGGCACAGAGGUCAAGUUCAAACCUGUCAUAACCGCACAGGAGGACAUGUUGAUAUACCCGCGGUUGCAGGUUGUGCCUGAUCAUGUCAUCGUUCCAUGGGACCCCAGUGUAACCAAGUACGAGGUAGAACUAAAAGCUAGUGGUGGUGAUGGCACUUACAUCUGGAGAUCCUAUGAUACAUCAGUAGCCACAGUUUCUCAGUCUGGAAUUGUCAGAUCUCACAGCUUAGGAGAAACUCAAGUAGGCGUGGCAAUGUCUCGUAACCCUUCAAUCAAGGCUUUCUCUCACAUAGAAGUGUUGCCUCCUUCCCACCUGGAGAUCCUCAAACAUGUUCUAGAAGCUCCAGUUAUGAAGCCAAUCACUCUGCACAUCGUGUUGUAUGCAGAUAGGACUGACAAAAACGGAAACUUAGAACGAAUUCCGUUCACAAAUUGCCAACAAGUUCCGUUCAAAGUGGAGUUGUCGCAUGACAAUUUCUACCACAAUACGACUGCCCGCGCUAAACCUGUAGGUAAGGCUUGUGCAACAGUAACAGUGUUUGGCAAAAUAGUCGGAUCUACGAGGGUGAAAAUUUCGUAUAGAGUCAAAAAUGUGGUUUUGGAAGCGGCGACUGACGUGGCUGCCUAUAGUCCUUUGGAAGUGGUUCACCCUGAGAAGAGGGUUACUGUUUUGGCUUUGGGUACAUCAAGAGAUAUUGUAUGGAAAGGCGGACCACGAGUGUGGUUGGGUAGACCCGCAGAACAUGUACGUUCCAUAUCUGCCAACACGACUACAGGAAUACACAUAGGGGAAGUCACCUCAGCGAGCCCGUCAGAGUUCUAUGUUUACUCGGUGGUGUGUAAAGUCAUUGGGGAAUACAGUGUAGAGCUCUCAGUUAAAAAUGCUGCAGUUGAUGGGAACUCGAAGUACAGAGAAAGCGUUUCUACUGUAAAAGUUGUCUGUGCGAACCCUCGUUUUAUUUCAUUCUCUCCUGAAACACCUGUCAAUGAGUCCUGUCCUUACAGCGCAGACUCGACCCGAAUGGUCGCCUUGAACUAUGAACCAAUCAAAAUCAUUGUGACAAUCACCGAUGCCCUAGGAAGAGUUUUUGACAACGCUACUAGCUACAAUAUAGAUUGGUAUUUAUCUAGUAGCUCAUUGGGGUAUGUACAAUUUGAUGGUAUGGUCGUUCUAGAAGAUGUGAAAGAGUACAACUAUCUAAUACCACUGUAUCAUUACCAGAUAAUCCAUCCGAGAAACCAAACAGGCACACUUAUAGUGGAAGCUACUGUCAAGAGCUACAAAAUGGUGAUGCUAAGUUAUUUCAAAAUCACUCCUGACAUUCCUGUUUUUUGGGUUAAAAGUGAAGUGGGUGAAAGUCUUUCUUCAGUGAUUAAAAACUCGUUGACAAUUCUAUGGGUGGACGCCUCCCUAGUAACACCUGCACGAGCGACAGUGUUCAAUCAUCCCAACAACAAAGUUACACUGAGAGUCAGUCAUGGCUCGGGUUUCUUCAACAUCCAUCAGAGUUCUACAGACAUCGCAGAAGUUCAGUAUCACGAUGGUGUCAAGACUAUUGAAAUAUUCCCAAAAUCUGAUGGCCUUCUUCAUCUGAGAAUCGUUGAUCUGUGUCUGUCAUAUGACUCUCCAAUUGUUGAAAUACAGGUACUGAAGGUGGGCAGCAUGCAGGUCGAGAUGGUAGAUAGAGUACAGCAAGGCAGUACCAUUACUGCGGUGGUGUGGUUGUAUGACACAGUCGACAACGCACUCUCUGUGUCUGACUCUGAUCUACUAGAGCUGCGGCCUCAUCUAGAUAGUCAGCUGGUGACCAUCACACGUCUGACAGAUGACAACACGGACGGGCUUGUCAGGUUUAACAUCACCGGAUUGGAAUUAGGCUCGACGUCAAUAAGUUUCACCAGUGGCUAUGGAGAGAGGGAGAUACGCAGUCACCCUCAACCCCUCCAGGUGUUCCCUCCCUUGCGGCUGUUCCCUCAUCAGCUCACCCUCCCCGUGGGGGCGCUGUUCCAACUGACGACUGUGGGGGGACCCAAACCCGACACUGCUAUGGAGUUCACCUCAUCCGACUCAACUAUUGCUAAGGUUAAUGGAGCUGGCCUCAUAGAAGCACAGCGAGUGGGAGACAUGACUGUGACUGGUUCUGCCAUUGGUUACUACAAGUCUACUGGCAGCAAGGUGGUCUACAGCAAAGAUACAGUCAAUGUGCACGUCAUUCCACUUGAGGGUGUCAAGAUCCACAGUCCACUUGUGAAGCUACAGGUGGGCUGCAAGAUGCCUCUGUGGGCUGCUGGGAUACCUGACAAACUCACCCCACUGGUCCUGGGCUCUAUACAACCACCUCUAGUGUUCAGGUGGUCUACCUCCGUGCCGGACACUGUGCAACUACAAGAUGUCUUCCACGGGACAGGGCUCGAGGUGCCUGAAAAAGACAGAUUGUCUAUGAGAGUGCUUGGGCUCAAGCCUGGCCGAGUCACUGUACAUCUCAACGUAACCAUGAGGACAGCUCGGCACAACGUUGAGUUCUUUGACCAACUUGAUUUAGAGAUAUACGAGGAUCUGUCCCUCACCAAGCCUGACAACUACAAGGCGUCAACACUACUGAUGGCUCCGUUCUCUCAGAUGCAUCUACGCACCAACAAGGACUCUGUGAGUGACAUAACCUACAGUGUCGUCGGGUUGUCUGAGGACAGUCGUAGCACACAGAAUACAGCUCUCACACAGUCAGCUCCUGUGGUGUUGGUAAGCAAGUCAGGCACUGUGGCUGCGUUUGGUGUCCUCGGAUCCGCCUCGGUGCUCAUUCACUCGAUCGAGGACAACGGACUCAAACAGAAUCUGCCGGUCAACAUUGAGGUGAAGCCGGUCCACUAUGUGAUGCUGAAUGUAGAGACCAAGUUGUCUGUUGGUUCGGGCAAGGUAAUCACAGCCCUACCACGAGGACUAGACCUGCAGUUUGUAUUGAGCUAUCAUGACACUGCAGGGCAAGUGUUUGCUGCCACACGCACGGACAUUCGCACCCAGCAGAACAGAUUUGACUGUGUUAAGGUAGUGCGGGGAGAAGUGAACGGAACUGUGGUAGCCAGUCUGGUAGACUAUUGCUCAUCAGUGCUAAAAGUUUGGGAUGCUGGCACCAUCAAGGUAGCGCAAGACUAUGUCAAACUGAGAGUUGACCAUCUGAUCAGUCCAUCCAAGAGUGAGAUGACUGUUGGAGACGUGGCGUGUUUCUCCAUGCCGCUACUAGACAGGUCGGGUGAGGCGGGUGAGUGGACCUCGGGUGCACCCGAGGUGCUGACUAUGGAGGCACCCACGGGUGUGGCUCGGGCUGUGAGGCCUGGUCAGGCACUCGUCAGGUACAAGUUGAAGAACUCCAUAACUACAUCCACUCUGAUACGUGUGCACCCGAUACAGGCGAUAGUGUUUUUGUCGCUGAACAACCGUAACUUGACCAACUGGGGAUCAUUCUCAGUGCCGCUGCUACUGCUCAGUGACCAUGAUUCUGUGGAGAAGUCAUCUAAUUUGGUGAGCCCCGCUUGCCCCGCCUUAGCCUCUACCAAGCCCCAACAGCUGCCCUUUAGCUGCGAGAUACGGUUCAACAGCCCCAUGACCCCCGUAGACAUACACCAUGUGUUCAACGUACAACCCAGCUUUGACACCCACACUGGACUGUACUCGUGCUACUUUGAAGCUCUAGGAGCUGUCUCUGCCAACACCAGUGUACUGUCUUCAAACGUGACUUUGCGAGCCAUCAGUGACUCCUUGGUGUCUGAACCUCUAGUGAUACCGUUCCUACCCUCAGUAUACCUCCCUACGCAGGAGUUGCUACUGACAGAUCAUCAGAGCUGGGUGUUGUUGUCUGUCAUAGGAGUACCUCAGGUGCUGGCUCAUGUACAGGUAUGUCUACAUCAGUGUCUGAACCUCUAGUGAUACCGUUCCUACCCUCAGUAUACCUCCCUACGCAGGAGUUGUUACUGACAGAUCAUCAGAGCUGGGUGUUGUUGUCUGUCAUAGGAGUACCUCAGGUGCU